This is a messenger RNA of Fusarium vanettenii 77-13-4, 1866 nucleotides long. RefSeq lists its product as uncharacterized. The record is from RefSeq and is a predicted model, not a curated record. The transcript is spliced from 2 exons. Bases 1 to 1866 code for a protein of 621 amino acids. Lineage: Eukaryota; Fungi; Ascomycota; Sordariomycetes; Hypocreales; Nectriaceae.
AUGCCAGCACCUAGAAGUAAGAGGUACCGCUCUGACGAUUCGGACCCUCGAAAACGGCUCCUCCGUCGCCCGCCAACUCCUAGCCCUCCAGCUCCGAAGUGGAUCGACAUAGAACUCAUUCACACCUGGAUCCAGGAGUGCGAUGCCAAGCAUGGGGAUCACUGCCAAAGAUCAGGCUUGCCUGGUGAAUCUCAUCUAGGCUUACCCCGCUGGCUGAUCCAUGUCAGGGAAAAACGCCUAGUGCCCUUCGACCCAGUCUGCCGAUAUGUCGCUCUUAGCUAUGUCUGGGGGAAAACGGGCCCCAAUGAUCCCCAACUCUUGUUGGGCAAUCUCCUCGCCUUUCAGGAAGUCGGCUCCCUUGAGACGAUGUGGGAACAACUCCCCCGAACAAUUCGGGAUUCGAUUGAGUUUAUGAAACGAGUCGGGGAAGAAUUUCUAUGGGUCGAUCGUUUCUGCAUCGUUCAGGAUGAUGAUGUGUCAAAGCAGGAACAGAUUCGACACAUGGCCUUCAUCUACGGCAGCGCAUAUUUCACGCUGGUAGCUGCGGCUGCUUUCUGUGCUACAGGAGGGUUGAGAGGGAUUAGAGACGUCACCCCAUCAAUGGUUGUCGACCACUGGUCAGGCGAGGGUCACUAUGGUCUCGUCGCGAGCUCAGGGUGGAACCGCCGAGGCUGGACGCUGCAAGAACUCGUGUUUUCACAACGAGCACUUUUUUUUCAUCACAACGAGAUUACUUGGGAGUGCCACUGUGCAGUGUGGCAUGAGCGCACACCCUUGGAAGACUUGUGUAUCAAAAACUGCUUCGGGACAUAUGCACGAGAUACUCGCGGUUUCCAUUAUUCCCCUUGGCCGAAUUUGGAGGAAUUCUAUCACUUGGCGGCCAGCUAUAGUCAGAGAAGCCUAUCUUUCUCAACGGACAUCCUGCCAGCUUUCACCGGUAUCAUGACGGCUUUGACUCCCUCAUUCCCUGGGGGUUUCCUGUUCGGCCUCCCCGAAGUUGCGUUCGACGUUGCUCUCUUGUGGAGAACAACAGGUCGUGCAUCCUUCUGUUUCCAGCUGGGCGUGGGACCUGUGCCCAGCUGGUCAUGGAUGAGUUGUCUAUACCUGAAGACAUCAGCGGAUUUUUCGCCAUGGGCAAGCGCGUUCUCGUACUUGGAUAGAUCCGAUUUUGACCAAGAUCGCCAGCAAAGAUACGGCUCUCCUUCUUGGAACCGUAAAUCCCCUCCUGAAGGUCUUUUGGAUGGCCUAGUAACCAAACCACUCUGUACCUGGUAUGUCAAGGAGACUACAGGAAACAGGCACAUCUCGAAUUACCUGGAUGGGUUCAAGCGUUGCAGCCUUGACCCUGCGCUUGAGCUACCCCCAGGCUGGCAAAAGGACGGGAAUGUCUUCCAUCAUCCGUGCGAUCCAGAACGCAGAUUCAAGUACCCGAUUCCUCUUGUGACCGAUGGAGAGAAGGAAGGGUUGAGGAAAGAAACUCCAUUUCUCAUAACGUGUAAGACGGAGCGGGCGUGGCUUUGGAAUAUUCGUGCGCCAUUCGGGGAGCCCAUUUACAAACUUGAGGGAGAAGCCGCCAUCAAUCUCUCCGACAGCGAAGGGACGUGGGUUGGGUGUCUCCGCGUUCAGACACUAACUGUCCUGUGGCGGCUUCUGUCCAAAAGGGUAAAGUAUUCAACCGCUGGUGGGUGGAGUCUUCUUGAUGAAUAUCCGGAGUUGAAGAAUCAGGGUCGGGAAUCAUUCGAGUUCUACAAUGUCUUGCUUGUUGAUUGGAAGGAUGGCGUUGCUUACCGGCAGGGCGUUGGCCGCGUUGACAAGUCAGCUUGGGAACUGCAAGAUCGGGAGGAGUUUGAGUUGGUGUUGGGCUGA